AUGAGACCAUCCUCCGAAAAGUCCGAUCCCGAUGUCGAGCGAUCGUCGGUUGACGCCGUCGACGAUCGGCCAGGCGAUACCGCGCAUGAGCUCGAGUUGGAGCGCAUCCAUACAUAUCGGUUACAGCAGCAAUUGACCGUGGGAUCGAGUCGGAGUCGCACGCCGCGCGACCGAUGGCUGCCUAUGGGCGCCGGCAAGCCGUAUCCGCCUUCGCUGCCCGAGUCGGAGGGAUUCGUCGUCGAGUUCGAGGGCGCCGACGACCCCAUGCACCCGCAGAAUUGGCCCAUGAAGAAACGGUAUGUCAACCGGCAGACUCCCUCAGCCCGAGAGGAGGGGAUUGGGGGACUGAUCGUGGAGCUGUGA
Aspergillus melleus is the source of this 363-nucleotide messenger RNA. RefSeq lists its product as uncharacterized. Lineage: Eukaryota; Fungi; Ascomycota; Eurotiomycetes; Eurotiales; Aspergillaceae. Bases 1 to 363 code for a protein of 120 amino acids. The record is from RefSeq and is a predicted model, not a curated record. The transcript has a single exon.